GGCAGGAGCUCCCUCGGCUGAGAUAUGGGAAGGAGCCUAAGUUGCAAGUACAGCUCAUGAUAGCCCUGGAGGUUUGAGCUAUGAUGAGGAGUUAUGGCCAGCUUACUAUGGGUUCUGUUUCCACAAUGAAUAAGACAACAACGGUCUGUCCUUUCCUGAAUGGCAACAGUGAAGAAAAUCCAGAAAACCAAACUGACACCACCUGGACUCCUCCCAACUUGCCCAGUAAAUGCACAUGGACGACAGAGACGCCCAGCUCUGAGUCACCUCAUUCUUGUAUGCCCUUGCCAGAAGAAACAAAGAUCCUGCCAAACAUUUUGAAGAAGGUUGGCCACACUCCUAUGGUUCAAAUCAACAAGAUUGGAAAGUCCUAUGGGCUCAAGUGUGAGCUCUUGGCAAAGUGUGAAUACUUCAAUGCUGGGGGCAGUGUGAAGGACCGAAUAAGCUUGAGGAUGAUAGAAGAUGCAGAAAGAGCUGGGAUUAUAAAGCCUGGAGACACGUUGAUUGAGCCAACAUCUGGAAACACAGGAAUCGGACUGGCGCUGGUGGCUGCAGUGAAAGGCUAUCGCUGCAUCAUUGUGCUGCCGGAGAAAAUGAGCUUGGAGAAGGUGGAUAUACUAAGGGCUCUUGGUGCUGAAAUUGUUAGGACUCCAGGUGCCAGGUUUGAUGCCCCUGAGUCUAAUGUCCGUGUUGCUUGGAGGCUGAAAAAGGAAAUCCCAAACUCCCACAUUCUGGACCAGUACCGAAAUGCGAGCAACCCACUGGCUCAUUAUGACACCACAGCUGAGGAGAUCCUAGAACAGUGUGAAGGCAAGGUACACAUGGUAGUGGCUGGAUCUGGCACAGGAGGCACCGUCACUGGUAUUGCCCGAAAGCUGAAGGAGAAAUGCCCAGAAUGCAAAGUCAUUGGUGUGGACCCUGAAGGCUCCAUCGUUGCCCUGCCCAGUGAGCUGAACACAACAGAGGACUCAGACAUGGAAGUGGAGGGUAUUGGCCAUGACUUUAUCCCAACUGUCUUGGAUAGAUCAGUGGUGGAUCAGUGGUACAAGUGCAAUGACAGCGACUCCUUUCUCAUGGCUCGCAGGCUGAUUAGAGAGGAAGGAUUGCUGUGUGGUGGCAGCUCAGGCAGCGCCAUGUCUGUCGCUGUGAAGGCUGCUAAGGAUCUGAAGGAGGGUCAGCGCUGUGUUGUCAUCUUGCCUGACUCUGUCAGGAACUAUAUGUCCAAGUUUUUGAAUGAUAAGUGGAUGAUAAAGAAUGGAUUUCUAACGGAUGGCCAGGAGCACAAGCCUUGGUGGUGGAAUAUCAAGGUGCAGAAGCUGAAUCUGUCAGCCCCUCUGAUUCUUCUCCCAGAAGUCAACUGUCAGAAGGCAAUUGAAAUCAUGCGGGAGAAGGGAUAUGACCAGGCACCCGUGGUUGCUGAAUCAGGUCUCAUUUUGGGAAUGGUGACUCUCAGUAACAUCCUCUCCUCUGUACUGGCUGGGAGCACUCAGUUCUCAGACUCAGUCAUCAAGGUCAUCUACGACCAAUUUGCAAAGAUUAGCUUAGAUGACAGCCUGGGGAAGCUCUCCUGCAUCCUUGAGAAUGACCAUUUUGCUAUUGUUGUACACGAGCAAAUCCAAUUCAAUGGAGAUGGCAGAUCCUUCAUGAAGCAGAUGGUAUUUGGCAUUGUCACAGCCAUGGACCUCCUCACUUUUGUUACCAGAAAGGACAAGAACCAUAAAUGCUGUGUUGCUUUACCCACAUCAGCAUCUCCAAGAUCCGUCUCCAAGAUGCAAAUCCAUACCUAACAAUUGAAGAGUUUUCCAAUAUAGUCAGUAGUUUUUCAGAAUGACUGGGUGGGUUAUAAUGUGAUAAUCAUUGGCUUCUAGGCUUAAGUGUCAUCACCAAUAACAUCAAAGGGAAUCUCUGCAACCUAUUAAAGAACUCUGUUUAAUUCAAAUAAGCAGUUACACUGAGAUGACAUUUCAUAGUUUCAUAGUAGCUAGGGUCAGGAGGGACCUGAACAGAUCAUCUAGCCUGACCCCCUGCCACAGGCAGGAAUGAAUGCUGGAGUCACAAGACCCCAGACAGGUGAUUGUCCAACCUCCUCUUGAAUUUGCCCAAGGUAGGGGCGAGGACCACUUCCCUGGGAAGUUGGUUCCAGAUUUUGGCCACCCUAACUGUAAAACAUUAACGUUAACAUUAAAACAGAGUGCAAGGUGAGGAGAAGGGUGGGUUAAUGCAUACAAGUCGUCUUGCCCGGAUGUUAUCAACAUUGGUUAAUUUCACAUUUCAAGUUUUGCCAUUCUUAUGAGUCAUGAUUUUUGGCCAGUGCUGAAGCCAGUCUUGGUGAUGGGAGAAAGUCCAGCCUUCUUGAGGACUGCAGCUCUACCUGGGGAAGAAAUCCCCUCUGAUUGGCUGCAUGGUCCACUUGGCCCCCUCCUGGGGAAGAGUAGGCUAUCAGGGCUGCUGCAUGAAGUAGGCAGAACUCUUCCCCUGCUACCCCUCACCACCUUUCAGGAGCUGACACUUUUCACAGGAUGGAGUUGAGGAGCCCCACAUCUUGGGAUCUUCUCUUCCUUGUCCUGAAGCAAUACAUGUGUGCAGGGAGAGAAGGGUCUGAACUGGCAUUUUCCAAGGGGGGCCUUGAGUCUACAAAGGUUGAGAACCAGUGGGUUAAUUUAAUACCAUAACUCUGUCACUAACUGGGGGUAAUUAAACUGUAUUUGCACUAUCAAUUUCUAGGGAAAUAUGUAAUUUCCCCACAAAAAAAUCCAAGCAAGCUAAACUUUGUCAUUCCUUUUUUUGUCAAAAAUGUCUUCAAAAAUUGUUUUUGUUUUGACAAAAAUGGGAUUUUCCACCAACAGUAUAUUUUUUUUAAAUUAUCAAUUCCUGAUGGAUAUAUCUCAAAGCACUCCUUGGUUUCACAAAAUGCAGGGAUGAGGGAGCCAUCCACCUGCGCCUUCCACCUUCUGCCAUUUUUAGAACUGAAUUUCACCCCAGGUUUUUCUUUUCUUUUCUUUUCUUUUGAUGUACUGAAGUAUUUGAGUGAGUUUGUUUGCUUCUGGUUUAUGGCUGGACCAGUCACAGCAAAGGAAAACAGUUCAAUAAAAUGCCCUCUGAAUAUUUUCCACAGGGGCUGAAACUGGAAAUGCUAGAAAUUUCAGGAGAACAGGUUCUGCAGAAAGUUUUGGCCCAGAUGUGCUGACUAAGGAAUUUGGCAAAUUCAGAAAAGCAUCCCUGUUAAAUCCAAGCUAGGAAUCUUUCAAAGGUUAAACUGUCACUAAGGAAAGAUUGGGGGGGGGGGGGGAGUGUAUCUCUAAUGCAAAUGAGGCUCUGUGCCAACCUAGGGAAGGUAUCUGGAACAGUUAUGUUGGUUUUGUGGAUGGAGAUGAAGACUCAAGGCCACACACUACUGCCCCCUGAAGUGAAAGGGACUUGCCACUGAUGUCAAAGCGGAUGACAUUGGGCCUUCUCUUAUGGCUUCAUUUGCUCAAGCUCUUUUUCAUGUUCAUUCACUGGCUGUUUCAUGAAUGGAGAGAAAGAAGUCCCAAAUGUAUCACAGUCACAAGAACCAUUCGGCAGCAAUGAGGGCUCCUGGCUGGCAGCACUGCUAAGUGAAAGACAGCUGAUCUUUUCUAUUUAUUGCUUGUCCAGAGCAGCCCCCAGGUCCUGUUGGCAGGGAAUUCUGGCAGCUUUAUCCUGCAAGAAAUUGUCACUUUUUCUAUAGAGAAUGCAAAUCAUUGUGUUAUACAUGAUUGUGUCUGACACUGUGCAUUGGAAUAACAGGCAAUAAAAUAUUUAAAGUGGUAA
Alligator mississippiensis (American alligator) is the source of this 3792-nucleotide messenger RNA. Its product is annotated as cystathionine beta-synthase. Lineage: Eukaryota; Metazoa; Chordata; Crocodylia; Alligatoridae. The record is from RefSeq and is a predicted model, not a curated record. The coding region runs from base 81 to 1787 and encodes 568 amino acids. Gene Ontology annotation, cellular component: cytoplasm. Gene Ontology annotation, molecular function: cysteine synthase activity; cystathionine beta-synthase activity. The transcript is spliced from 16 exons.